AUGACAGACGAAAAAAAAAAUCCAAUUUUCCCGCAGCUGGCCCCAAGCUAUGAUAUAACAAAGAAGACUAAGAAAUUGUUUACUGAAAUAAAUAGAGACUCUUCCGAGACUGUGACGACACAGCUAUGGCAGAGAAGUGGAAGUUGUCCCGAGGGAACAAUUCCCAUUCGGAGGAUAGAAAAGAAUAAUGGUUCGAAAGGAGAUGUAGUUGAGAAGUAUGGGACAAAAAAGCUGGCUUCCUUCCAUGACAACAAGAAGAAGCAAUUAAAUGAAAGCAAAAUGCUAAAUCUUCUACAGCCAAACCAUUCAGUCGCAAUCUUGCUUACAUUAGGAUUUGCGUACUUGGGCGCCAAAGGAGAUAUCAAAGUCUGGACCCCGCAAGUUGAAUCAGAUGAUGAAUAUAGUACUUCUCGGGUAGCUCUGAGGAGUGGCCCUCGGUUGGACUAUGAUGCAAUUGAAUCUGGAUGGGCAGUAAAUCCCAGCGUUUAUGGAGACAGGCAAACUCGACUAUACGUUUAUUGGACCGCUGAUGGUUCGAAGAAAACAGGUUGUUUUGACCUCACUUGUCCCGGUUUCAUUCAAACCAGCAACCAGAUAGCUCUCGGUGCUGCCAUCUAUCCUAUCUCAAACCCUACAGGACUUCCAUAUCAGAUAACUGUUUAUAUCUACAAAGACCCAAACACAAGCAACUGGUGGGUGCAAUAUGGAGAGAGAAUCAACAUAGGAUACUGGCCAUCUGAUCUCUUUGGUAUGUUAAGAGCUCAUGCUGAAACUGUUCAAUGGGGCGGCGACGUUUAUAGCUCCAAGGUAGGAACUCAUCCGCACACAGCUACGGGUAUGGGCAGCGGUCGAUUUUCCGAUUAUAUAAUGCAAAGUUCGGGCUACAUCAAAAGAAUGAGGGUUCUUAGAAAUAAUAUGGAAUUGACGUUUCCGCAAUGGAUUAAUAUUUAUACGGAUGAGUACAAUUGUUAUGAUGCUUAUUACCUUAGUGACUAUGUUGAAGAACCUGAAUUCUACUAUGGAGGUCCUGGUAGAAACUACAAGUGUCCUUGA
Messenger RNA from Fraxinus pennsylvanica, 1053 nucleotides. The record is from the annotation of a GenBank genome assembly. Lineage: Eukaryota; Viridiplantae; Streptophyta; Magnoliopsida; Lamiales; Oleaceae.